AUGGCGGAUUCGGAGGAAUCAUCCUCCUUUCUUGUACCUCCCUCCCCUGUCCCCGAACCUCGGAACGAGAUUGAUCUCGAGGCUGGCCCCGACGCGCAGAUCCAGUGCCGCAUCUGCCUGGAGACAGAAGGUAGCAGACCCCCCUCCGCCUCCGUGUUGGGGGUGCCUGGAGAGUUAUGCUCUUUUUUUCUGGGGAAUUUGGGAAAAUAUUUUCGAUGAUUCGGCUUCGUUUUUGGGGUUUUUUUGGCAGGAAGGGAUUUCAUAGCUCCCUGCAAGUGCAAGGGAACGUCCAAGUUCGUCCACCGAGAGUGCCUCGACCAUUGGCGAUCUGUCAAGGUGGGCAAUCAAACCUUGCGUAUUUAGCCACCGCUCAAAGUACCGAGGUUUCUUCUAUUUUGAAAGAAUUUACGGUUUCUCCUAUUGUGUGUUUGCUUCUUCACUGCCAUUAUCGUUUGUAUCCUCUAAAUGAACUGGAACAGAAAAUGGUGAUCCAUUUAACUCAAGUCCACGUACUCUGCUUUAUGAGUAUAAUAUCUUCUUUGAAUUGUUGAAACUCUCCCUGCCUUUUGUUUCUUAUCAUCCUAUACCGUCGAGUAGGUUUACAGGGGUCACCAAUGGGUUACCAGCAAUAUGUAUGAGGUGCUGUAGCAUACUCUAAUGGUGCACUAACAUGUCUUGUCCCCAAUCCCACUCCGUCUUCAACUGUACUGUAUUAAUGUUGCUUUUCUCUGGCUAUUGCCAGACUUUUUAUUAUUAAGUUCCAUCUUUGGAAUACAUUCAGAAAAAGAAAGUUACUAGGAGUACUAAGGAUCAGUUUUUUCCAAUGCGAGCUGGUGAGAUAGCAAUUCUUGUUAUGUUUAUGGAGAAGAUUAUGUUGCAUUCGGUAUUACUUUAAUCAUACAUUUCUUGUUGAUCCCAAAGUGUGCCUUUGACUUUUUUUUCUAAAGAUAUCCCUGCAUAUAAUUCUUAGAUGUCUUUCUUCAUUAAAGCGAAUCAUCUAUGGAAUCUUUAAGUUCAGAUCUGUGUGAUUUUUGGCUGGCACAAUUGUCUUAUUGUUUAGAGACAUUUGAAGAUCUAGGAUACCAGAACUAUUACAAGAUGUUAUUUUAUAUGAAAAAGCUCUCGUUAUUCUUCAUGCCAUUGGACCUAUCUCGCUUUGCUUGCUCUCUGGCACUCGUAUCUGUACAUUUCACUUUAUCAUAUAUAGUAUUCUCAUUAUGAAAUCCAGCGUUUAGCUUUUUUACUUCUAAUUUGAGAGGGAUCCUGAUAACAUUCAUCUGCAGGAAGGGUUUGCCUUUGCGCACUGUACAACCUGCAAGGCUCCUUAUUACUUGAGGGUUCAAGCACAUGUUGACAGAAAAUGGCGAACCUUUAAAUUCCGCUUCUUUGUAACAAGAGAUGUCUUGUUCGUAUUUUCCAUUGUUCAGUUUGUGAGUCCUUUGGCAACCUGUUUCAAUUGAUCGACUUCAAAUUUUUCUGACUUGUUGUUCCCAUUGCCCUUUUUACUUACUGAUAAGCAUGCGUUUACCCUGCAGGUAAUUGCUUCUCUCGGAUACCUGGUAUAUUUGGUUGAUAGUAUCCAGCAGUACCGGUUGCGUGUAGCCUGGGGACUUGACAGUGGACUUUCUCUCUAUUAUAUAUGUGGUAAAAUUCUAAAUGCUGAGUACAAUUCUUAAAGAUGAUUUCUCCUUAAGUUCCCCCGCCCCCUAUUUUCGUUGCAUAUUAUUUUUGGGCCUUGUGAUGUAAGAAGUUAUAUCAUCUGACCAAUACAUUACACUGAUGAAUUGAUUUAUAUUAGACACGUUACUGCUCAAAUAAUAUUGUAAUUUUCUCUGUAAGAGUAUGACUUUGUGGUCUUCCUGUGUAUAGGACCUGCGUUUACAAAUGCUGCAUAGUCAGCAGAGUGUCAUCGUGAGUCCUUGUGUUUGAGUGAAAAAGUGGGGUAAGGCGGUUUUUUAAAGAGUGAAAUGCAUUCCUUCAUUUUGGGAGGGAUAAGUGGUUAGUAUAGUCUUAACCACAUUGCUACAGUCUAUAAAGCUUAUGUACAGUGUUCUUUUGAGAACGCAUGGAAGCUAUGAAUGUAUACCCUGUUUUCCUUUUGAAUUUUAGCAAAUAUGUAUUAAUUUUUACUUUAGAAAUAAAUUACGUGCAUUUUUUGACUAUGAUAGUCAAAUAUGCAGAUAGUGCCUCUAUUUAUUGCAUGUUCAUAUGCCAUAUAUGCUGUACUCACAUAAUGCAGGUCUUUGAGAAUUCUGUUAGCUUGACAUCUUGUGCACUUUAAUAUUCCUGAAGACUUCCAUUCAAAGUAUAUUCAUUUCAUCUUAUGAUUUCAUACUGAUACACUAAGGCUGAUCGUUUAUCUGCUUAUGUCCAUGUUUGUAGGUGCAUUGUUGUUUUUCGCUCUGUUGGGUCUGUCUGGUUGCAUCAUUACCUGUUAUGAUCGAAGACUGCGAAAUGAUCUGGCUCAACCAUGCCGGGAAUUAUGCAUCUGUUGCUGUCAACCGGGGUAAUAUUACCUUUUUUUGGUCUUGUAAUUUAAAUUAUACAGUAAAACGAGCCCCACCUUUUGUUAGUCCAUUAUGCGGGACAGCUCUGCCUUUAUUCUUGAGCUUCUAUCCCAAAAUCAUAUACGAUUUACAUGGUAGACUCCUCUAUCUGCCAGCGAUUACAACAAAGGAUACGCGUACUCAGGUUCUCAAUGGAACUAAAAUCCUCUCCCUUUCUACUUGAUGCCUCAAAUUCUGUUUAUCACAUCUCUCUCUCUCUCUCUCUCUCUCUCUCUCUCUAUAUAUAUAUAUAUAUAUAUAUAUAUAUGGAUGAAGGUUAUUUGCAUUUCUGUUUGGGAACAUCUUCUUUUGUUUUGAUAGACCCAGUGACACAUCCACCACCACGCCCCUUCAUUUUUUGUUUAACUGAGAAGGCAGGCCCUCUUAGUUGCUAUAUAUAUAUAUAUAUAGAUAUCUAUACUGGGAUCCUCAUUCCUGGAUAAGUACACACACACUUACACCCUAUUGUAAUUUGACUAACUAAACGGCAUUUCAUCUUGGGUUAGCCCUGCCCAGACAGUAGUCUGCCCAUCGUAUCUGUUAUCUUCGAAGCGAAUGAUGGACUAGUCUUGAUUUUGGAUUGAAUACUUCCUAUGUUUUGCUCAUGGUUGUGAAGAAUAUAACAUUCGGUCAUAUCCUCUUCAAUCUUGUCCCCUUUGUCCCACCAGGUUGUGCGACUGUCACCUACCGGGGACUCUGUGCAUGUGGACGGACUGCACUGCAUGCUGUGAAGGCUGUGCAACUGCAGCAAGCGAGUGCAGCAGCUCAAUAGGAGCGGCCGGCGAGGCAGGCCUGCCUGUGCUGUUCAUUGUGGGCCUGGUGGUGCUGGGGCUGUUCACCAUAAUAGGCAUCUUCUACAGUGUGCUAGUUGCAACAAUGGUGGGCCAAAGGAUUUGGCAAAGGCAUUAUCAUAUACUUGCCAAGAGGAUGCUCACCAAGGUGAGUAGAGAACUUCUGAAUAACACCCACUUCUGUUCGUCUUUUCUUGCUCACAAAGGCCUUCUGCUAUGAUUACCCCUGCAUUGAAUGAUUCAGCUAAGAUCAUGUAGUCUAAUUUGUCAAGAGCUGCAGUGGGGUGAUGGGUUUGGGUAUUUCCACAUUUGAUGUGAAAACGACUAAUCUUGUGAUUGAAGUAUACAGGUUCAGAGAUCACUGGUGUUGAGUUGACUUCUGAGCCGCUUUUUCAUGCUUGCCCAGGAGUAUGUGGUGGAGGAUGUUGAUGGGGAGGUGACGGAUGGGAGCUGGUGCCCGCCACCGCUGCCCCUUGAGCAUGUGCAGCAGCUGAAGGAACUUGGCCUUCUGUAA
Spirodela intermedia is the source of this 3851-nucleotide messenger RNA. The record is from the annotation of a GenBank genome assembly. NCBI's taxonomy places the organism in Eukaryota, Viridiplantae, Streptophyta, Magnoliopsida, Alismatales, Araceae.